Molecule: messenger RNA, 1180 nt
Organism: Rhododendron vialii
Lineage: Eukaryota; Viridiplantae; Streptophyta; Magnoliopsida; Ericales; Ericaceae
Product: succinate dehydrogenase [ubiquinone] iron-sulfur subunit 2, mitochondrial
Exons: 2
Coding region: 104-928 (274 amino acids)
Biological process (GO): tricarboxylic acid cycle; aerobic respiration; respiratory electron transport chain
Cellular component (GO): mitochondrion
Molecular function (GO): 2 iron, 2 sulfur cluster binding; electron transfer activity
Source: RefSeq, a predicted model, not a curated record
ACACAGGCACUCUCUCUCUCUCCAAUUGCAAAAUAUUGUUUCGUGGGCUCCUGAAAGACACACGCCCUCUCUCUCUCUCUCCCUCUCUCUAGAAUUUCGUCCAAUGGCGACAGGUUUAGUCCGGCGAGCCUUCUCCAGGGUUCAAACCUCGCCGGCGGCGAAGCUAAUCUGCAUCCGAUCGCACGCCUCAGACCAGACAUCCCCCGAACCCACCCCCAAACUCAAGACCUUCCAAAUCUACCGGUGGAGCCCCGACAACCCGACCAAACCCGAGCUCAAGUCCUACCAGAUCGACCUCAAGGACUGUGGGCCCAUGGUCCUCGACGCCCUCAUCAAGAUCAAGAACGAGAUCGACCCCACCCUCACCUUCCGCCGCUCCUGCCGCGAGGGCAUCUGCGGCUCCUGCGCCAUGAACAUCGACGGCUGCAACGGCCUCGCCUGCCUCACCAAGAUCCCGUCCGCCUCUGCAGACUCGACCGUAACGCCGCUGCCGCACAUGUUCGUGGUCAAGGACCUGGUGGUGGACAUGACGAACUUUUAUAACCAGUAUAAGAGCAUCGAGCCGUGGCUGAAGCGGAAGAGUCCGCCGGAGGAGAAGGGGAAGGAGUUUUUGCAGACCAAGAAGGAUAGGGCGAAGCUCGACGGGAUGUACGAGUGUAUUCUGUGUGCUUGCUGUAGCACGUCGUGCCCUAGUUACUGGUGGAACCCUGAGUCGUAUCUGGGCCCCGCCGCCCUCCUCCAUGCCAAUCGGUGGAUAAUGGACAGUCGUGAUGAAUACACCAAGGAGCGCCUCGAUGCAAUUUGUGAUGAGUUCAAGCUAUAUCGCUGCCAUACAAUACUGAACUGUGCACGUGCCUGCCCGAAGGGACUCAACCCUGGGAAACAAAUUACAAACAUCAAACAGCUUGAGCUUGCAAAGGGUAUCUAAGAAGUGAUGAUGUGCACUAAUCCCCUUAUUCAGGGCUUAUUGUGAAGGACUAUUUUCUGUCCAGUUAAUAACUUGUGCACCAAUUGUUGUUAUGCAAUUGUAGUAUUUGGUAGCAAGGGUGUCUUUGUUUUUGAAUAAAUUCUGUUGGUACUGCCCUGGUCUGUGUUCUCUUGAGGUGAUUGAAUUUUUGUUCUUGUUUCACAGUAAAUCCAGCAUGAUCAGCUUAUGAUUACAAUUGCGAUCAAACAGAUA